Selaginella moellendorffii is the source of this 3024-nucleotide messenger RNA. RefSeq names its product lon protease homolog 2, peroxisomal. The record is from RefSeq and is a predicted model, not a curated record. Bases 226 to 2910 code for a protein of 894 amino acids. NCBI's taxonomy places the organism in Eukaryota, Viridiplantae, Streptophyta, Lycopodiopsida, Selaginellales, Selaginellaceae. Gene Ontology annotation, molecular function: ATP hydrolysis activity; serine-type endopeptidase activity; ATP-dependent peptidase activity. The transcript is spliced from 17 exons. Gene Ontology annotation, biological process: protein targeting to peroxisome; protein processing; protein quality control for misfolded or incompletely synthesized proteins. Gene Ontology annotation, cellular component: peroxisomal matrix.
CAAUAGAUCUAGCCUCCGACGUGGCAUGGUGGGCGCUGCCACAUCUAGUAUUUUAGUAUCAUCCUCAUCCACUUGUUAACCUUUAGCGGGCGAAGGACACAUGUCCUUAGCUUCCUCGAGAAAAUGCCUGCGUUUUCACUGGCACUGUGAGGUGAUUUUAUAUUUCUUCCUUCUUUGCUUCUAGGGCUUUGUUUCUGGGAGCGAGAGCGAGAGAGGCGAGAGGCGAUGGCUGGAGCGCCUGGCGAUGUCGCCGAGCUUCCUCCGCGCCUGGCGAUCAUGCUGUUUAGGAAUCGAGUCCUGCUCCCCGGAGCUGUGGUGCGCAUCCGAUGCACGUCGCCGACCAACGUUAGGCUGGUCGAGCAGGAGCUGUGGCAGAAGGAAGACAGGGGAUUGAUUGGAGUUUUGCCUGUCAGGGAUUUGCAGCAGUCCGAUCCGACGUCUCCGCCUCCGCCGCCACAGCAGCAGCAGCCUCCCCCGACUCAAGGCGAUCGAGGUGGAACUGCGCUUCCAGAUUUCCAGCAGUGCCUGGGAAAGCAAAAUCAAGAGCUCGUGCAAUGGCAUCCCCGGGGUGUAGCAGCCCGAGCUUUGCAUCUCUCUCGUGGCAUGGAAAAACCAAGUGGUCGGGUUACGUACACCGUCGUUUUAGAAGGCUGGUGUAGGUUCAGUCUCAAGGACAUGAAUGCUCGGGGAUCAUACAACACAGCUCGCAUUGGUCAGCUCGAUAUGACGAAAGCAGAGAUGGAGCAGGCGGAAAAAGAUCCAGAGGUGCAACUUCUGGGACGACAGUUUAAAGUUGUUGCUAGCGAAUUGAUCUCUGCUUUGGAGCAGAAGCAAAGAACUGUGGGCCGCACGAAAAUAUUACUCGAGACAACCUCUGCCCACAGGCUUGCGGACAUCUUUGUUGCAAAUUUUGAGAACAACUUUGAAGACCGGCUAGCUAUGCUAGACGCCGUCGACUUAAAACAGCGACUUGUCAAAGCGACUGAAAUCAUAACGCGCCAUCUUCAGACAAUCAAGGUAGCCGAAAAGAUAUCCCAGAAAGUGGAAGGAAAUCUCUCGAAGUCUCAAAAAGAGUUUCUUUUACGUCAACAAAUGAAAGCGAUCAAAGAGGAGCUCGGUGAUAACGAUGAGGACGAAGAUGAUGUGGUUGCUUUGGAGAAAAAGAUGCAGAAUGUGGGAAUGCCGGCAAACGUAUGGAAGCACACACAGAGAGAGCUGAGGAGGUUGAGGAAAAUGCAGCCUCAACAGCCAGGUUAUGGAAGCUCAAGAGCUUAUUUGGAACUCCUUGCUGAAUUACCAUGGCAGAUAAGUAGCGAAGAACGUGAACUAGAUCUUGUUGCAGCAAAGGAACGGUUGGAUAGCGAGCAUUAUGGGCUGGGAAAAGUCAAGAAGCGGAUUAUUGAGUAUUUGGCUGUACGAAAAUUAAAACCCGACGCGAGGGGUCCUGUCCUCUGCUUCGUAGGUCCUCCGGGUGUAGGAAAAACAUCCUUGGCGUCUUCAAUUGCUGGAGCUUUGGGAAGACUUUUUAUCCGCAUUUCAUUGGGUGGAGUGAAGGAUGAAGCAGACAUACGAGGUCAUCGUAGAACAUAUAUAGGAAGCAUGCCGGGUCGACUGAUCGAAGGCAUUAAGCGAGUGGGAGUCAACAAUCCGGUCAUGCUUCUGGACGAGAUUGAUAAAACAGGUACGGAUGUCCGUGGUGAUCCGGCAUCUGCUUUACUGGAGGUCUUAGAUCCGGAGCAGAAUAGGACGUUCAAUGAUCAUUACCUCAACGUUCCAUUUGACUUAUCCAAAGUGGUUUUUGUUGCCACGGCCAAUAGGAUUCAACCAAUUUCACCGCCUUUGCUUGAUCGCAUGGAAGUGAUUGAGCUACCUGGAUACACUUCUGAAGAAAAGCUGUGUAUAGCUAUGCGACAUCUCAUUCCUAGAGUUUUUGAUCAACAUGGCAUUACUGUGCAGCAUUUAAAAAUUCCAGAGGCAAUGGUGGAGCUUAUUAUUCAGCGUUAUACUCGUGAAGCUGGAGUUCGUAAUCUAGAAAGGCAUUUGGCAGCCCUUGCAAGAGCUGCGGCUGUCAAAGUUGCAGAAAGAGAGCAUUCCAUUCACGUUGCUCGAGAAGUUCAAGCUGAAACAACAACUACUACAGUUGUAGAAGGUGGAGAGGUCGCGGACGGGGAAAUAGAUAUGGAAGUCGAGGCCAUGGGAGUGCAUGGCCGUGACUUGGCUAACGCGAUUGCUGGGGUGGAGCCAUGGCAUGUGGACGAGGCGAUGGUUGAAACAGUCCUUGGUCCACCUAAGUUUGAUGGCAAAGAAGCGGCUGAAAGAGUGUCCACUCCCGGUGUGGCCGUGGGCCUUGUCUGGACGGCCGUUGGUGGUGAAGUUCAAUUUGUCGAGGCCACGGCCAUGACAGGGAAGGGAGAUCUUCAUCUCACAGGCCAGCUGGGAGAUGUUAUCAAAGAAUCUGCUCAGAUUGCUCUCACAUGGGUGAGAGCACGAGCUGCCGAGUUGAAGCUUGCAACUGGCGCGGGAAGAGGUUUAAUGGAUAGUCGAGAUAUUCAUAUCCACUUUCCAGCAGGUGCUGUGCCGAAGGACGGGCCCUCCGCCGGUGUUACGCUUGUUACGGCCUUGGUGUCUUUGCUAGGGAAGAGAUGCGUUCGUGCUGACACCGCAAUGACUGGUGAAAUGACACUACGUGGUCUUGUGUUGCCAGUGGGAGGAGUGAAGGACAAGAUAUUAGCUGCUCAUAGGUUCGGCAUCAAACGUGUGAUACUCCCGGAGAGGAACUUCAAAGACUUGCAAGAGGUUCCAGCAAACAUACUCGCCAACGUAGAGAUUUUAUUGGCAAGGAGAAUGGAAGACGUUCUGCAUGAAGCCUUCGAAGGUGGUUGUCCGUGGAGAAUCCAGGCACGGAUGUAGUGUAAGAUUAUCGUUAUGUAUUACACUGACAUUAGUUUCUCUCGAGACUGUUUGUAAUCUAUUUCAGCUAAAGGUGUGAAUAUUUGCCAGCAGCACAUAGCCAGCGGCAUUGUC